CGCCGUCCCUCAUCUCUCUUUUCCCUGAAAAAUUGCCCCUCAUCGCUGCCUGUCGCCUGUCCUGUUGCUCGCAUGUCCCACCCCAUGCAAGCCUGUCACCUCCUGCAUGAGCUGGCGAGGACCGUCAUUCGCCCUUGGCCUCCUCAAGACAUCCCCUCGUGUCAUAUCGUCGUCCUCGGCUACAACCCGUGCGGACUUCCCACAUACUGACCGUCUUGUCCCUCCUCCACAGCGUAUGAAUGCCCUGCGCAUCGAAGCCGACGAGUCCGCCUCCAAGGUCGAAGAGUUGCAGAAGCAGGUCAAGCAGCUCCAGCAGGAGAACCUCGCCAAGGAGCAGGAAAUCACCUCCCUCUCCCACAAGAACCAGCUCCUCGAGGCCGAUGUGGAAAAGUUGGAGAAGGCCCACGGCGAGGCCAAGGCCGCCGUCACCGAGAGCGCUCAGCACGGCACCCAGAACGAGACGUUGACGAGGAGGCUGCAGCUCCUCGAGGAGGAGGCCGAGCUGAACGACAAGAACCUCCGCGAGACCAACGACAAGCUCCGACAAACCGACGUCAAGGCCGGCCACUACGAGCGAAAAGUCCAGGCCCUCGAGUCCGAGCGCGACCAGUGGGAGAAGAAGUUCGAGGAGAUGUCCAAGAAGUACACCGAGGUCAAGAAGGAGCUGGCCGACUUCGUCGCCGAGAUCGGCAACAUCUAAAUUUCCACUUCGCUUCAUUUCGUCAACCUUUG
This is a messenger RNA of Dissoconium aciculare CBS 342.82, 732 nucleotides long. RefSeq lists its product as uncharacterized. The transcript has 2 exons. The record is from RefSeq and is a predicted model, not a curated record. Gene Ontology annotation, molecular function: actin filament binding. The coding region runs from base 107 to 700 and encodes 197 amino acids. Gene Ontology annotation, biological process: actin filament organization; mitotic cytokinesis. Gene Ontology annotation, cellular component: actin filament; actomyosin contractile ring. Lineage: Eukaryota; Fungi; Ascomycota; Dothideomycetes; Mycosphaerellales; Dissoconiaceae.